Molecule: messenger RNA, 6114 nt
Organism: Engraulis encrasicolus (European anchovy)
Lineage: Eukaryota; Metazoa; Chordata; Actinopteri; Clupeiformes; Engraulidae
Product: WD repeat-containing protein 7
Exons: 29
Coding region: 144-4505 (1453 amino acids)
Cellular component (GO): cytoplasm
Molecular function (GO): protein binding
Source: RefSeq, a predicted model, not a curated record
CUGACCGUGGAAGCUGCAGAGGGCAAUUAACAUAAGAAAAUACAGUUCUGACGGCUUUCUUGCUAUCGGCAUUUUCUUAAAACACUCUUUCGUCAAGGACAUGUUCAAUUAGAGGUAGUCGCUGUCUCAGUCCACAAGAGAAGAUGUCAGGAAACAGCCUGGUGCUACCCAUAGUGCUGUGGGGCAGGCGGGCCCCCACGCACUGCAUCUCCAGCCUGCUGGUCAUGGACGACUUCGGCACCAUCAUCACCGGCUGCCACGACGGGCAGAUCUGCAUCUGGGACAUGACCCCCGAGCUGGAGAUAAGUCCACGCGCUCUGUUGUUUGGACACACAGCGUCCAUCACCUGUUUAUCCAAAGCCAGCGCGGCAAGCGACAAGCAGUACCUGGUCAGCGCGUCAGAGAGCGGUGAGAUGUGCUUGUGGGAUAUCACCGAUGGCCGCUGCAUUGAGUUCACCAAACUGGCCUGCGCUCACACUGGAAUCCAGUUCUACCAGUUCACCAUUGGCACUGAGCGUGAGGGUCGUCUCCUGUGCCAUGGCCACUACCCAGAGAUCUUGGUGAUGGACGCCACCAGCCUGGAGGUGCUCUACUCCCUCGUCUCUAAGAUCUCCCCCGACUGGAUCAGCUCCAUGAGCAUCAUCCGCUCCCACCGCACACAAGAGGACACAGUAGUAGCCGUGUCUGUCACUGGCAUCCUGAAGGUGUGGAUCAUAUCAGCUGAGGUCAGCAGGAUGCAGGACCUGGACCCGGUGUUUGAGGAGGAGUCCAAGCCCAUCUACUGCCAGAGCUGCCAGAGCAUCUCCUUCUGCACCUUCACACAGCUCUCCCUGCUCGUCGUCUGCUCCAAAUACUGGAGGGUGUUUGAUGCGAUGGACUACUCGCUGCUGUGCUCCGUGCCCAGUGAGAAUGACCAGGCCUGGACUGGAGGGGACUUCAUCGCGGCCGACAAAGUCAUCAUCUGGACCGAGGACGGCUGCAGCCACAUCUACAAACUGCCUGCCAGCUGCCUGCCGGCCAGUGAGCAUUUCCGUAGUGACGUGGGGAAGACCAAGGAGGGCGCCAUCCCUCCACUCAUCUACAGCAUCGCAGACUGCGCUGACAAACAGCUCCUCAUCUGCCCCCCGGUGACGCGCUUCUUCUACGGCCGCCGGGAGCCCUUCCACAAGCUGCUGGUUCAGGGGGACUCGGCCGGACGCCUCUCCCUCUGGAGCGUCCCCGACGCCUCCCCCCCUCCACAGCCACCCUCCGCACCCACAGAGCUGCAGGUGUCCUCCACCAUCAGCCUGCAGGAGGCCUUCGACAAGCUGGCGCCGCGGCCGGCGGGCAUCAUCGACCAGCUGAGCGUGAUCACGCCCGGCUCCGAGGAGCCCAUCAAGGUUACGGCCAGCGUCUACAUCCCGGCCCAGGGACGGCUGGUGUGCGGCAGAGAGGACGGCAGCAUCAUCCUGGUGCCCGCCACCCAGACCGCCAUCGUCCAGCUGCUGCAGGGCGAACACAUGCUGCGCAGAGGCUGGCCGCCGCACCGCACGCUAAGGGGCCACCGUAACAAGGUGACGUGCCUGCUGUACCCCCACCAGGUGUCGGCGCGCUACGACCAGCGCUCGCUGGUGUCGGGCGGCGUGGACUUCUCCGUCAUCGUGUGGGACAUCUUCACGGGCGAGAUGAAGCACAUCUUCUGCGUCCACGGCGGCGAGAUCACCCAGCUCAUCGUGCCGCCCGAGAACUGCAGCACGCGUGUGUCGCACUGCGUGUGCUCGGUGGCGAGCGACCACUCGGUGGGGCUGCUGAGCCUGCGUGAGAGGAAGUGCAUCAUGCUGGCGUCGCGCCACCUCUUCCCCAUCCAGGUCAUCAAGUGGCGGCCCUGCGACGACUACCUGGUGGUGGGCUGCUCCGACGGCUCCGUCUACGUCUGGCAGAUGGACACAGGUGCGCUGGACCGCUGCGUGAUGGGCAUCACGGCGGUGGAGAUCCUGAACGCGUGCGACGAGCUGGCGCCCGCGACCGUGGACGCGCUGAACCACCCGGCCGUCAACCUGAAGCAGGCCAUGACCCGACGCAGCCUGGCCGCGCUCAAGAACAUGGCCCAGCACAAGCUCCAGACCCUGGCCACCAACCUGCUCGCAGCCGACAACGCAGACAAGGGUAAUCUUCCCAAGUACUCUCACAACGCGCUGGUGGUGCAGGCCAUGAAGACCAACGUGACGGACUCGGACAUGCACGUGCUCUUCUUCGACGUGGAGGCGGUGAUCAUCCAGCUGCUGACGGAGGAGGCCCAGAGGCCCAACCCCACGCUCGUCUCCCCGGAGACCCUGCAGAAGGCCCCCGGCGGCGCCGACAAGGGGGGCUCCCUGUUGGCCAGCAAGAUCUUCAAGCAGGUCAAGGAGACCAUCAAGGAGAACAUCAAGGAGCACCUCCUGGACGAGGACGAGGACGAAGAGGAGGAGAUGCGCCGGCGCGAGGAGAAGUCCAAGUCCCUGUCCUUGCUGGAGUACAACCUGACCAUGGACACGGCUAAGCUCUUCAUGUCCUGCCUGCACGCCUGGGGCCUGAACGGCCAGCUGGACGAGGUCUGCCUGAGCCGACUGGGCAUGCUCAAGCCGCACACGCCCAUCUCCUUCGGCCUGAUCUCCCGCGGCGGCCACAUGUCACUCAUGCUGCCCACCUUCAAGGAGUCGCUGCUGCGCCGGCUGGCACUGUCCGAGCCCGAGGGGCCAGGUGGCCGCAAGCUGUCCGUCUCGGAGAUCGUGGGCAAGGGCACGUACGGCGUGUCGCGCGCCGUCACCACGCAGCACCUGCUGUCCGUCAUCUCGCUGGCCAACACGCUCAUGGGCAUGACCAACGCCACCUUCGUAGGGGAGCACAUGAAGAAGGCACCUGUGCGCCCUCCCAGACCGGGCACCCCAGAGACCCUGCGGAAGACUGGCCCUCCGCCCCCCACCUCCAGCCCCGCUCUCCAGGCCCAGAUCAAACAAGGCUGGAGCCAGCUGGCUGCCAUGCACUGCGUGAUGCUGCCCGACCUGCUGGGCCUGGACAAGUUCAGACCCCCCCUGCUGGAGAUGCUAGCGCGCCGCUGGCAGGACCGCUGUCUGGAGGUGCGUGAGGCGGCCCAGGCUCUCCUCCUGGCUGAGCUGCGUCGGAUUGGUCAGUCCGGCAGGAAGGACACCAUCGACCUGUGGGCCCCCUACCUUCCCCAAUACGUAGACACCGUCAGCUCCCCCACGGCAACCGAGGCACCCCAGCCAAUCCCACCACCCCCUGAGCCACAGCCCGUGGAGGUCAAAGUUCAGGAGGAGGAGAUGGACGUGACGGACGAUGACAUCACUGCAGGCUGCCUCUCCAACCUGCCGCCCAACGCCAAGAAGAUCUGCAACUCGUACGAGGAGCGCCGCAAGCAGGCCACGGCCAUCGUGCUGCUGGGGGUGAUCGGGGCCGAGUUCGGGGCGGAGAUCGAGCCGCCCAGGCUGCCAGGCAGGCCCCGCACCGCCGGCCAGGCACCAGAGGGCUUCGGCCUCACCACGGGAGGUUCCAACUACUCGCUGGCACGCCACACCUGUAAGGCCCUGACGUUCCUGCUGCUGCAGCCCCCGAGCCCCAAGCUGCCCCCCCACAGCACCAUCCGCCGCACCGCUAUUGACCUGAUUGGCCGCGGCUUCACGGUGUGGGAGCCCUACAUGGACGUCUCCGCCGUGCUCAUGGGCCUGCUGGAGCUCUGUGCCGACGCAGAGAAGCAGCUCUCCAACGUCACAAUGGGCCUGCCUCUCAACCCGGCUGCGGAUUCGGCCCGCUCGGCCCGCCACGCGCUCUCCCUCAUCGCCACCGCACGCCCUCCCGCCUUCAUCACCACCAUCGCCCGCGAGGUGCACAGGCACACAGCGAUGCAGUCCCAGGGCUCCCAGUCACAGCAGAAUGUGCACACUACCACACUGGCACGCGCCAAGACAGAGAUCCUGCGCGUCAUCGAGAUCCUCAUCGAGAAGAUGCCCAGCGACGUCGUCGACCUGCUGGUGGAGGUGAUGGAUAUCAUCAUGUACUGCAUUGAGGGCUCUCUUGUCAAGAAGAAGGGCCUGCAAGAAUGCUUCCCGGCUAUUUGCAAGUUCUACAUGGUGGGCUACUGUGAUCGCAGCCACCGCAUCGCCGUGGGGGCUCGCCAGGGUUCUGUGGCGCUGUAUGACGUCCGCACCGGCAAAUGCCAGCACAUCCAUGGUCAUAAGGGCCCCAUCACAGCAGUAUCCUUCGCUCCGGACGGCCGCUACCUGGCCACCUACUCCAACGCAGACAGCCACAUCUCAUUCUGGCAGAUGAACCAGUCUCUGCUGGGCAGCAUCGGGGUGCUGAACUCGGCUCCUCAGCUGCGCUGCAUCAAGACGUACCAGGUGCCGCCGGUGGCGCCCGCCUCGCCGGGCUCCCAGAACGCCCUGAAGCUGGCCCGCCUCAUCUGGACCUCCAACCGCAACGUGAUCCUCAUGGCCCACGACGGCAAGGAGCACCGCUUCAUGGUCUGAGACCACGGGGACGACGACCCGACCCAAUCCGAGAUGAUGAUGACAGUGACUUUGCCUGUCAACGACCCCACAACCAGAGUCUCUGUUUCUCUAUAUCUCUAUGUCUCUUGCUCUCUCUCUGCGAGCCACCAUGCCACACCACACUUCUGCAAGCACCACACCACACCACACCACACCACACCACACCACACCACACCACACAACACAACACAACACCCUACACCACUGCUGUUCUUCUGAGAUGGUCCCAUCCGAGACGACAUGAUACGUGAUGACGGCGUCGGUCGACCUGCAAAGAGAGUCUCUGUCUCUCUCCAUCUGUCUCUCGUACGAGUCGCCAUGCCACGCCAAGCCAAGCGGCAUGACUCACCCACCCCCCCACCACACACACACCAGAACGCAACACCACUACUAAUCUGGAGGUCAGCUGGAGGUCGUCUUGACCUCCACCAGGAUCCUCAAGACUCCACAUUCCCCUCGAUAAACUAAUGCACCAAGCAUCACCGCCACCGCUAUAUAGUCACCCCUCUCCCCCAUCCAGUGGCAUAUCCCAGCCAGCAGCACCCUGCUCGACUGGUGCCGUUUACACACGGCUUGUGGUUUUAUUUCUUUUUUUUAAGUUGUUUACAUUUGAAGUUCAUUCCUUUUUGUGGUUCAUUUUUAUUUUAUUUUUUGUUAUUCUUAUCAUUAUUUUGGUAUUUUUAAUGUGGAGUUUGAUUCAUCUUAUUUAAACUAAAGGACAGUAAACAGUAGAUAUAUUCCUCUUUGACAGGUGUGGCUAAUGUCUUGUCAUGGGAAGAGCGCAUGCUUGCGCACCUGUGUGUGUGUGAGCGUGUGUGCUGGUCAGCGAUGAGAAGGGCAGUGCAGUGCAGUGCGGUACUUUAACAUGCACUGUUGUUGUUGUGGUGAGAGUGUUGACUUACUGUGUACAGUUGGACUUUUGUGAGUUGGUGGGGUGGGGUGUGGGAUAGGAGAAGUUUUAUUUAUUUAUUUUUACCUUAACUUAAACUUGCAUGAAUCUUCUUUCGUCGUCGUCGUCAAUCGGUAGAAGUGUGCCGUGAACGCGCAGCGCAGCAGCCCUCCUGCACGGUAGCUCUCUGUCUCUGUCUAUCUCUGCAGGGGCUUCAGUUAUCUGUUUUGAAGAAGUAUCUACUGUACUGGAAGAAGAAAAGGAAGAAGUCCUCCCAUGGAAAAGAGCAGAGGACCUGGGACUGAAUUUUCCCCCAAAAGCCCUGCCGCAAGCUCCCUGCCGAGGGGAGUGGAGAAGGACGAGGAGUGGUUGCUCACUUACUUAUCACCAAAAACAACUGCAGUCAAAGAAAAGAAUAUUGAAAUAUAUCAUUAUCUGUGCUGUAUCAUUGUGAAAUAUCUCACCAGGAAUGUUUGUUGUUGUUAUUAGCUGUAGAUGUCGUUGUUAUUUGUCUGUGUUUGUUUGUUUGUUUGUUUACAUUGUGUACUUGUCUCUUUUAGUCAUUUGGGUUUACUAUACUGUCAGUAGGAUUGUCGUGUGCUUGGUGCUGUCAUAGAUCCCGUGUUCUCCCCUGAGCCUGUACAGACAGCCUAGUGUGUGUUGCUACGCAGCUAAUAAACAAGCGCUUAUGAAAGCCCA